CGAAACGAUGAAAGAAGACAAUAAGAAAGAAGACAAUACCGUCCGACGAGCUAUGCACGAGAUGCCAAUGGCGAGUGUUCUUCCCGUUGCCCUGCGGUUGACUGUUUUCCUCUGCUUCCUCACCCUGUCGAGUCACGGCAGCCUCCAGACCCUCCCCUACUCCGCUGAUGCCGUCGUGCGGUCCUUGGGCGACUCUCUUGUGCUCCCUGUCGACGCGCUGGAGCAGGACUCGCGCAGCGCGUGUUCGUCGCUCGAUGGGCCUUUCUGCGUCGGUCUGCUUGGGACGAGAGGAAGCAUGGACGUGCUUGCCGGCACUCCCGUCUUUGGCGAGGGCAUCAACGGUCUCAAGGGGUGGAACGACGUCGGCAAAGGGAUGGAGUUCGAGGACGCGACUGCCGAGUCGAGCUUCGCGGCAGUUCGCUUCAACGCCUGGAAGAGAAACCUGACGUCUGCCGAUGAAGAGGCGCCGCCUGAGGACCUCUCACAGUCAUCUGUCUAUGCCAUCUCGAUCGGCCGCACUAUGGAUGACGUCGAGCAGCGGCUGACGACGCCCACGCCCCUCACCGACACGACGCCUCCCACCCAAUCCAUCGGCCGCCCUCUGUCGGGAUUGCUGUCGUUCGAGUCCCUCUCCCCCGUCUACCGAUACCUUCCCGUGUCGUUCUCGCGCGGCCUGCCCCCCAAAGUGCUCGCCACAUGGUCAUCAGGGUGGCAUCUGACGGGCUCUCGGCCGCAGGAGCCGCCCGCCGUCCCGCUGCCGUUGAGUGGGAGGACUGGUGUGGUUUUCGGGCAGCAGAGCGCGCCUGUGGACACGGUGCGCUUCAGCCGGGCAGUGGUAGUGUCGGGGCUGCUCAUGGUUAAACCUGACCCAAUGCGGAACUCUGGCUGGGUGCGUGUGGAGGGGCUGAGUGGCAAUGAGACCAUGUGGACGAUAGAGAUGGACCUCAAGGCCUUCCCCACACGCUAUGAGAACCUUCUGGCCGUCGACCCUAAGCUCUUCCCGCUCACUGAUUCGCCCUAUCGGCGCGUCACAGAGCUGCGGUUCAGCGCCUCGUCGCCAUUCGCCGCUCAGGGCGUGGUGCUGGGUGGUCUGCUCGUGCACGCGCGGCACCCUGACGACGUGGGGGGCUAUGAUGCGUCCUAUCCCGACCUGUCUGUGGACUCUCUUGACUAUGUCAUUGAUGGGGAGCCGGCCGGUGAGGCGCCCCCCUCACCAGUCCACGGGAGGGGGGGGGAGGCUCUGGCGUCGACAGUGUACCCCGACAGCUUUCGCGUGACCCUCCUGCGAGUCCACUAUGACCGCGACAAGGCCGGCGGCCUGGUGCUCAAGCCCGAGCCGACUGACGACCUCCGUUCCUCCCCCCUGCCCUCCCCCGCCCCCUCAUUAGUGCCGGCCAUCAGCCACGUGCAGACACAGUCGCUGGAUGUGCCCAUCGAGGCGCCCGUCAUGUCGGUCAUGGAUGCGUCGACACUAGGCCUGCGCGUCAGGGGGCGGACCACCGGACAGACGGCCUUCUCGCGAUGGCAGGGUGCCGAGGUCGAGGCGGAUGGGCUGGGCGGGCUGCUGGACGGGAAGGUUGCGACCUCGGGACCGAUCCAGGCGCUGCUCGACCAGCUCAAGGCGACAAUGAGCGGUUUGUUUGGCACUGAGGGCGGGCAGGCUGGCGGUCCCAUUGAGAUGGUCGUGUCGGUGGUCGAUACUGGCGAUGGCGAGAGCACCGUAUCGGUCCAGACGCUGGGCGGACACCCGGUGAGCAACCAGACCAGCCAGACGCAGAAUGAUCCAUAUGUGAUGACGUGUGUUCCUUCUUUUUCUUUGUGCGUGUGUGUAUGACUGUCAGCUUGACGAGUCGACUCGUGAGAUGGCUGAGUCGCUGGCCAAGAUGAUGACACCGCAGCUCACGGCUAACAAGGACAAACUCACCAAGCGGAAGAAGCCCGCCACCGCCGGCGAGGAGCCCCCACACCCAUCACAGCAUGAAGACGCAUAUCACGACCAGCAGCCGUCGGCACCAUCAUUAGAAGACAGCGACGCAUCCACUCUCUCGGAUCCAUCACAGCCAGAGGCCGACUCAUCAAACGUCUACCGGUGGAGCAAGAAACAUCAACACACAGACGAGGAGGACGACACAGCGGCAGAGGAGGAGGAUGAAGAUAUCGGUGAGGAUGACGAGUCGAUGCCGCUGCCCAAGAAGGGUCGGCGGGCGCUGGACGGCGGCAAGGGGUGGAUAGAGUGGGACGUGCUGCCCAUGGGCGAGAUUCAGAUGCCCGCAGAGGGAUUCGACAUGGCCAUGCUGCAGCAGGAACUCGAAAAACAACUCGGCAGCUUCGUUCAGGGUGAGUCAGACACACAGACACAGACACGCACGCCGAAAAGAGCCUGUAUCGCCAUGCAGCUCAUUGCGGGUGUGUUGUGCGUCAUGUGUCGAUCAGAGGUGCUGAAAGGCACUCAGGCGGCCAACGGUGACAACACCUCAUCCGACAACGACCAGAACGAACAACGGCGGCAGCAGAACAGCGGCGCACACGCAUAGACCCCCCCUCCCCGGCCUCCCACCAGCAGCAGCAGCAACAGCGGUCUGGAUGCAUGGCAUGGACCCCUCUUCUGUCCGUCCGUCAGUGCUGCGGUGUCCCUCCUUCCCCCUCCCCAUCUGUGUGCUGGCGGGGCGGGCUCCUCAAUCGAGGGCCUGCUGAGCUCAGCGGUGCGGCUGGGUGUGUGGUGUGGGAGGCGGGGGCAGCCACAGCCGAUGCGACUGAGAGCCAGACGAUUGAUGGAUGCGUCUUGUCAGCCGUGUUUUUUGGUGCGUGCGUGCGUGCGGCGAGGAGGGUCCAGGCGUGUGUGAAGCAGGCGACAUGUGAUAUCUUUUUCCCUGUGGGGUGGUUGUGCGUGGGCGUGCAUUGUACAGGCAGUCAGGCAGACACGCCCACGCACGCACGCACAGACAGAUUGAUUGAUGCGGGCCUUUAUUUCCUCAUUCUCUUUCUUGCUGGAAGGCUGCAUGAGUCAUCGAUCCGUGUACAGACAGACAGACAGACAUAGCGGUGCCGAUUUUUGCCCCUGUUGAGGUAUCUUUUUCUCCCCCUCUCGGAGCACAGACAGCAUGGCACGAGUGCAGGUGGGUGUAGAAUACCGACCGAGAGGGCCGCGGACGGACUCUCCUCUGUUUGAUGUGUGAAUCUGGCUGGGUGGCUGUGUGGCGGGCAGGCUGCCGUAUAGGCAAUGCAUGCGGACGCAUGCACCAAGGAGGGCUGGGAGGGAGAGUCAAUUAACGUAACGGCAGCCUGGAUUGCUGGGGUGGUGGGCUGGUGGUGUGGUGUGGCGGGGGUAUGGGUAUUUGUCCGAAGGUGUGCAUGUGAUGUGCCUCCAUCGACACGUGUGUGUGUGUGUGUGUGUGUUUGUUUGUGGACAUGGAUGACAUGAGAGACCCCACUCCUGCUGCCACGCACGUCUUGUCUCGAUGAAUGCUAUUCGUGGCUUGAUGAAACACUAUU
Vitrella brassicaformis is the source of this 3492-nucleotide messenger RNA. The record is from the annotation of a GenBank genome assembly. Lineage: Eukaryota; Vitrellaceae.